GCAUAAAGGGGAUUUGCAGCCACAGAUUAGUAAUGAGCUCCACACCACUGCUGGCCCUGCUGGGGGUCACCUUCUUGCUGCCCUGUAUGCACGCCUUGGACUGCCAGUGGGCGGCCAUAGAGACUGUGUUGAACACAACACAGAUGCCCGUGGAGUGGACAAAUGGCAAGAAAACCUGUGACUUCGGCGAUGGUUGCCAAGACACCUUAAUGCUCAUAGAGAAUGGACCCCAAGUGAACUUGGUGCUCACAAAGGGCUGCACUUCAGAAGAGGAUCACGAGGUCAGAGUCACGGAGCACAGGACAGGCCCUGGGCUCUCUGUCAUCUCCUACACUCAUGUGUGCCGUCACAGAGACCUCUGCAAUGACCUGUCCUCCUCCGUCCCUCUCUGGUCCCUGCAUACUGAAAAAGGUGUCGGGGGAGUUGGGAGCUCAGGAGGAGGAGAGGGAAGGGGCUGUCUGGAACUCUGGACCUGCCCAGAAGGCUUCUGGACAUGGAUGGCAGCACACCUCACUUGGGUUGAGCAGAGCUGGGGCAGAGGAGGACAUGCGGAGAGGAAGACGAGAAUGGCCUCGUGGUGGUGGUACCAAAGAGGGCUUCCCCAAAGAGAGGUGAUGAUGAUGAUGAUGAUAAUGUCACUGACUUUGGGGGUUGCAGCGAAGAAAGGAGACAAUCAAGCCAAAGAUACUCUGACCUGUAACCGGGGGGUCAUGCUGCAGAUGGGGAGAAAGUUGGCUCAAGACCCCGUUGAAUGGACCUCAUCCACGAACCAGAUGUGUAAUCCUGAGGAGGUGUGUCAGGAGACACUGAUGCUCAUAGACGUAGGACACAGAUCUCUCCUAAUGGGGAGCAAAGGCUGCAGCAAGGCUGGGGCACAGAACUCUCAGGCCGUCUCCUUACACUCCCGGCCACCUGGAGUGCUGGUUGCCUCCUAUGUCCGGGUCUGCUCCUCUGACCUGUGCAACAAUGCCGGCAGCAGCAGUGUCCUGCUGACCUCCCUUCCUAAGCCAGCUGCUCCUGCCCCAGGAGGCCUGCAGUGUCCUGCCUGUGUCCAGUUUCUUGGAUCCUGCUCACAAAGCUCCGACUUAGUUACCUGCCCUAGUGGUGUCACUCAUUGUUAUGAUGGUAACAUUGCUGUCAACGGAGGUGGGUUGACCGCCACACUGAGCAUUCAAGGUUGCAUGGCCCCAGCUUCCAAAUACUUGCUGAACCACACACAGAAUGUUGGGAUCUUCUCUGUACGUGAGAACUUUGAAGAUGAAAACAAGGAGCAAACCCGUACAUCCCCAAGUGGAGUAGCCCGGGCCACACACCUGCUCUGGGUGAUGGGGAUGGGGCUAUUCCUAGCCCUUUGGAAUGGGGGACUUUACCCUCUCUGCUAAAUCCAUCUCCCCAUGAUUCUUAACCUUUCCUGACACCCAAACCCAACAAUUGACCUCACAAUCUAAUGGCCUUGGUCACUGAAUUAUUUUCCCAUCCUCACUCUGUCACCCGGUAAUAUCAUGGUGGGUGGGGCAGGGAGCAGCUGAACUUACCCUGUAGGAGAGGGGACAUGCAAGUACUUGGCCACAUGCAUCUUAUAAUAAAGACACCCUGUCCUUUCUCCUAA
This is a messenger RNA of Ictidomys tridecemlineatus (thirteen-lined ground squirrel), 1609 nucleotides long. The record is from RefSeq and is a predicted model, not a curated record. NCBI's taxonomy places the organism in Eukaryota, Metazoa, Chordata, Mammalia, Rodentia, Sciuridae.